Messenger RNA from Benincasa hispida (wax gourd), 905 nucleotides. Its product is annotated as biogenesis of lysosome-related organelles complex 1 subunit 1. NCBI's taxonomy places the organism in Eukaryota, Viridiplantae, Streptophyta, Magnoliopsida, Cucurbitales, Cucurbitaceae. The record is from RefSeq and is a predicted model, not a curated record. Gene Ontology annotation, cellular component: BLOC-1 complex. Gene Ontology annotation, biological process: endosomal transport.
AGUAACAAAGCAACCUGGGCGUGAAAUGUGAAUACAGAAUAUUUCGCGGGCCGAACAUGAAUUCUUCGUCGGGGCCGUCACGGCCGGACCUCCCCGUAGCGCCUAAUCGCGGCAAGUUUCAAUCGGAGACGGAGGGAUUGACUGCUGAGGUUGGUGGAUUGGAAGCUUCAUUACUUCAGAUGGUCAAUGAUCACCAUUACGCUUCUCUCAAGCUCAGGGAAAACUCCGAGAAGGCGAAGAAAGAUGCGAUACAGAAGGCGGUUCGCGUUUCGGAUCUUUUAUUCGAUGCCGUGAAUGGUGGAGUUCAGGAUUCUUUCGUCAAUCAGAAGUUGAUUGAGCUUGAAAUUAGGGCUUUAGCGACUACGAUUGCUCGAUUUACGAAGCAGACCGAUCAAUGGCUCGCCGCCACUCACGCUUUGAACACUGCUGUUAAGGAAAUUGGAGAUUUUGAGAACUGGAUAAAGACCAUCGAUUUUGAUUGUAAAAGCAUCACUACGGCCAUCCAUAACAUUUACCAAGACUGAAAUGCUUGUAUUAAAGAGUCAACCAGAGUGUAUUCAGUAGAGUCGAGAAAAACAUAGAUCCUCCUCAUCCCCUGCUUUAAACUGAAUCUGUGUCCCCAUAUGUGGCUUGCUAAAUUCUUGUGGUAUAAGGUUAUGAAGGGUGCAGCAUGCCCAGAUGGAAACACUUAUAGAAACUAAGAACACCUCAGUCACCUGACAUGUCUGCUACCUCACUAACUGUAUAAAAUAAUUUGUCGACUCUACUUUUUAAGUUCACUGAUUUAUUCCUCAUUAGCACGGUGAAUGUUACCGUUUUGUUCAUUUAUUGCUCAUGUAAACUGCAGUUUUCUUUGUACAACUAUUGGCAGCUGCCAUGUAAUAAUAAUUUCUACAUUCUUUCAA